CCCCCAAGGCCCAAUCUCUCUGUUUCUCUAGGAAGUCAAACAGAGCAUUUUUCUUUCUUCAGCAAUGGCUUCUCUCACUCUCCUUAACCACUCAUUAUCCUCUUCUUCAUUCCCAAUUACAAAAACCCUUAACACCAAAACCCCCUUUUCACAAUGUCUGAUAUCAUCUUCGUCAUCAAAUUCUCAGUUUUAUGGUCUUAAACUUUCCUCUUCAUCUUCUGUUACCUUCCCAUCUACUUCUUCAAAGAAGUUCUCCAUUUCUGCUAAGGUUAACAAAGGUUCAGUUCCUCCUGCAUUUACUUUGAAAGAUCAAGACAACAAACCUGUUAGUCUUUCUAAGUUCAAAGGAAAGCCAGUUGUCCUUUAUUUUUACCCAGCUGAUGAGACUCCAGGUUGCACUAAGCAGGCCUGUGCAUUUAGGGACUCUUACGAGAAGUUCAAGAAAGCGGGAGCUCAAGUUGUAGGAAUCAGUGGUGAUAGUCCUGACUCACAUAAGGCAUUUGCUAAGAAAUUCAGGCUUCCAUACACAUUAUUAAGUGAUGAGGGUAACAAGAUCAGGAAAGAAUGGGGAGUACCAUCUGAUCUAUUCGGAACAUUACCUGGAAGACAGACUUACGUUCUUGACAAAAACCUUACAGUUCAGUACAUCUAUAACAAUCAGUUCCAACCUGAGAAGCACAUCGACGAGACAUUGAAGAUACUACAAAGCCUAUGAGUACUGUAAAUCUCAUUUCACAACUUCAUGUUUCAUAUAUAUGUACAUCUUGCCAAAAGUGCUCGACAACUAGUAUGUUUUUAGACGGUCUGUCUGUCUUUCGCACAUGAGUUCAAAAUUUUCCCCAAAGGAAAUGUAUGUUGUAUCAGUUUAAGCCCAAAGACAUCCAUUUAAUGGCAUUCGAUAUAUGGCAAUCAAAAAAUAUUAAUCCGCA
Papaver somniferum (opium poppy) is the source of this 929-nucleotide messenger RNA. RefSeq names its product peroxiredoxin Q, chloroplastic-like. Gene Ontology annotation, cellular component: chloroplast thylakoid membrane; cytoplasm. Gene Ontology annotation, molecular function: thioredoxin peroxidase activity. The coding region runs from base 65 to 715 and encodes 216 amino acids. Gene Ontology annotation, biological process: cell redox homeostasis; cellular response to oxidative stress. The transcript is spliced from 4 exons. Lineage: Eukaryota; Viridiplantae; Streptophyta; Magnoliopsida; Ranunculales; Papaveraceae. The record is from RefSeq and is a predicted model, not a curated record.